Molecule: messenger RNA, 2153 nt
Organism: Dermochelys coriacea (leatherback sea turtle)
Lineage: Eukaryota; Metazoa; Chordata; Testudines; Dermochelyidae
Gene: TEX29
Product: testis expressed 29
Exons: 4
Coding region: 1291-1710 (139 amino acids)
Source: RefSeq, a predicted model, not a curated record
CCUCUCAUCCACCGAAGCCAGGUUCUAGGCAUGUUGGAGGGUGCUAUAGGAAGUUGCACAGCUACUGUUGCCUGUUUCAGAGGUAAAGGCAAGGCUUAAUUAAGCAGGAUUCAGUCUUUCAAAGGCAAUAAAAUUAGCCCAUAUCUUCUGGCUGAGCUAGAGCAUAUCUCUUAGAAAGAUAUCCAGUCUUGAUUUAAAUAUUUCAAGUGAUGGAGGAUCCACCACCUCCCUUGGUAAAUUGUUCCAAUAGUUAAUCACCCCACUAUUUAAAAAUUGUGCUUUAUUUCUGCUUCAUCAUGAUUCUCCAGGACCCUUGCAGUGCCGAUGUGCUUAUGUUAAAUUCUUAUGCGAUUUGCAGUGUAUGUGAAGCAACACUGAUUUAAUGACCAACCAUACAAAUAUCUUUCAUAAGCCUGGGAUCAUUUUAAAAAUAUUUUUGAGGAAGCCUGCAACAAUGGUAUUUGAAAAUGGGACUUCGAAUUCCCAUCAUGCACCAUGAUUAUGAACAGAUAGAUGUGAGCAAAUCCACAAUUCUGGGCUAUGAAUGCUUCCAAUUAUGUUUUAUUAUAAAACUUCUAUUGAGAUGCAUGUUGCUUUGUUUUAAUUUAUAUGUGUUUUUGUUAGUGCUUGUUUUGCAGCUGGGAAGUGCCUAUGGGGCAUUCCGCUUGUUCUUUCCCAUCCUAUUAUGAAGUAUUUCUCAUGUAGUCCAUUUGAUGUGUCUGUAUAUAGGGGUCUUUUUUUAUUUCAGAAUUUUUAUUAUCUUGUCAAAAUGAUUUUGACUUCCCAUUUCCACUUUAUAAUACAAACACCCUCUUACUGCAAAUGUUGAAUGUAUUGAAAAUGUCAUUUUUCAGGAAAUGUCCUUUCUUUCUUUCUUUCUUUCUUUCUUUCUUUCUUUCUUUCUUAUUAAUCUUCUCCUGUAGUACAUCACAUAUUCAUUAUCUAUCUUUUCUGUCAAAAUUGGAGUAAAAAUUUGUCUCUCAUUACAUGCACUUAAAAUCUUAAAAAAAAAAUCCCAUGAUAUGGAUAAUUUAAACUUGGAGUACAUUUAAAUUUGAAAUAAUUAUACAUUACAAACUGAAUUCCAAAAUGUCUGUUGUAUUCUGUGCCUGUCUUCUGCUUCAGUGUACAGAAUACUCAGGCUGGCACUGGCAAAAGCCCUCCACUAAAGAAUAUUGUCUUAUUUUGUUUGCUCAUAAAUUUUAAUUUAUUCUAUAUCUAAGCUAAAUUUUCACUUUUAAUGGUGUAAUGAAAAAAAUGCUACUUUUAAUGGAAUUACAUUAAAAGUUAAUGUUUGUUGCUUUAUUUUUAGUGUUUUGUUUUUUUGUAGUAUGUGAGCUUCCUCUUUAUGAAAUAUGUUCCGAAAAUGUGUCAAGAGUCCAGUGUUCAGGAUUAGGAUGUUGCUUCCAUAAACAAAUUUGCUACAGGAAAGCGGUGCCAUCAUACAUGCAAGUGUUCAUCGUCUUGAUACUACUCAUCAUGGGAUCCUUCAUUUUAUUUGUAUUUCACAGCUUUCUGGUAGAGAAGAGGAGAAGAAAGAACAUGAGUCGACAGAAAAAUGUGCCAGAACUAUAUCCCACUGCUACUUAUUUUAAUGAAGAAGACAAGCAACAACAGGAAAGAAAAAUUAGCUCUGAUGAUUCAAAAAUGCUCUCAAAGGUGCCUUAUUGUCAGCAACGGACACCGAAAUCCACUACUGUGGUGCCAUAGGGUCUUGAUCUUUCCCUGAGGGAGGCCUGUUCUUUUUUAAACUUUCACUUCUGGACCACCAAACAGCUGAGAAAUUCCAAUUUUUGCUCAUUGCUUGAAAUGAGUUUGUUCUCAGUCAAGUGACUGUCACCAAAACACAUUGUCAGACUUGGCACUAACUGACAAAGCUUCAUGGACAAUGAUGUAACUAGGGCAACGCUUGCACAGCUUCCCAUACCAGUCAAGCAUUAUUUAAUUUGAACUGACACAGAGACUGAGCUUCCCUCUUUUACCCAGAGGUGGUCCCUCUAUGUUGCUCAAAGGGGAUUUGUGGUGAAGCUCAUAUUGCCACUGCCCAUGCUGUAUAUCUUCUGUGGCUAAACUCUUGCAUUACAUAAGCAUCAAGCUGAGUUUAAAAGAUUACCUACUGUAUGUUUAACUAUUGCAAGCUGAAGUGAGUAAUA